This is a messenger RNA of Ceutorhynchus assimilis (cabbage seed weevil), 1969 nucleotides long. NCBI's taxonomy places the organism in Eukaryota, Metazoa, Arthropoda, Insecta, Coleoptera, Curculionidae. The record is from the annotation of a GenBank genome assembly.
UACAAGGUGACAGAUGACAGUUAAAAAAUAUGGCGGAAAGUAGUUGGACAAUAACAUUUAUUCACAGAGAAAUAAUUGUAAAAAAAAUCCUUUAGCCUUUAAUCAAUCAGUACCAUAUUCUGGGGCAAAAAACCGACGGAAUAGUCCUGUACUAGAACGACCACAGGGUUUUUUUCCUACGACCGUACCAUCUCCACUAUUGCAUUUAAGUUUCAAAAAAAAGUGUUCAAUUACAAUUAGUUGUUCUUGUAGUAGUAUGUUUGUAUUUUUAGUGAUAGAAUAGAUCCAGAGUACGACGAAAAAAGUGAUAAAACAAACCGGACAAACGCAAAUCAUCAUUAGCGGCAUCAGUUAUGGUGAAAAGUGGCCGGGCAUUGAACAGAUAGCCAUGGCGAAUUUAAACUUUACAAGGAACAUUGGAGGUAGCAGCCUCGGAAGGUCUAGUGUUAGUUUUGGCAGUAAUUCUAUGUCGGGGCAUGUUACCCCGGUGUUUGGUCAGAGGCCGCCUUCGGAAAGGAGAACCAUUCCUCCAAUGGGAAACUCGAACCAAUUAGGUAACAUGAAUACGUCGAUGAAUAGCCUGGGUGGUUAUAGUUCCUUCAACUCGGUGUUCGGAUCGGGAGACGCGAACACGCCCUCACUAUUGGACCUGAGCGAGUUCCCUUCGCUGACGAAUCGAAAUUCCGGAGACGUUCCCCAGCCCAACCCCAUGCCCGGGGCGAAGCCCUACGUGGGAAUGGUCAAACAGUUCUCAUUCCAGCCGACGUCCGAGUCGAGCGAGUUCACGAUGUCGAACGAAGAUUUUCCCGCGCUACCCGGCACCCAACAUCCGGCCGAGGGCGCGUCGCCCGCCGGCAGCCAAUCCGACGAUAAAACGAUGGUUAUGGACGGCGUGCAAACUAACGACGCGCAGAUGGGACUUACGAUGCUGUCGACGCAGUCUGGAUUAACUUCGUCGGAUAAAAGCUCGACGAAACAAACAGGUGGAAUUCGAUCGACACCGGAUGGUCGUGUAAGUAACAUCCCCGCCAACAUGGUAUCGGAUCAGUUCGGCGUCGUCGGUCUGCUGGCGUUUAUCAGAGCGGCCGAAUCCGAUCCGAAUCUAGUGUCGCUCGCGCUAGGGCAAGAUUUGACGGCCCUCGGUCUGAAUCUCAACUCGCCCGAGAACUUGUACCCGUCGUUCGGCGGUCCCUGGGCGGACAAUCCGUGCCGACCUCAGGACGUCGACUUUCACGUGCCGCCCGAGUACCUCAUCAACAACGCCAUCAGGAACAAGCUAGCGCCGAUGAAGUUGAGCAUAUACAAGGACGACGUGCUGUUCUUCCUGUUUUACACUAGUGUAGGCGAUGUACUUCAAAUUGCGGCAGCUACUGAACUGUAUAGUCGAGAGUGGCGGUACCACAUGGAAGAGAAAGUGUGGAUAACGCAAGUACCCGGAAUGGUUCUUAUCGAAAAGACAAACACGUACGAGAGGGGCACCUACUACUUCUUUGACUCUCAAAGUUGGAGGAAGGUCGCGAAAGAGUUCCAUUUGGACUACAGCAAGUUGGAAGGUCGGCCCGUUCUAAACACGACGUGAGCCGUUUCCGGGUCGAUUCCAUGACGCCCCGUUUCCCCAGGGCAUCCCCGCCGCGCGUAUAAAUAAAUGAAAAGUGUAUGCAUUAUAAUAAAAUUCAUAAUAAUUUUAAGGCUAAGUUUGGUCGGGAGUGCGAGUUCAAUAUUUGGACUGGCACUGCCAGAAUCGAAUAAGUUCUAAGGAUUUUUUUUUUCUUUUCGAUAAAACAAACACUUGGGAAAAUGUUAUAAAGCUAUACAGUUUUCAUUUUUUUGUAUAUUAAUUUGUACAAUAUUAAUAAAUACUUACUGAUUUAUUUAAAAUUUGAAUUGAAGGCGUACUCUUCUUAGAUCUCCAUUUAUUUCUGUGAGCACUGUUUAUGUUGUUAAUAUAGGAGAACUUUUGAUUUUUUCA